AUGGCUUUCCGAGGUGAGCGUUUUGUCCUAGACCUGGAAGACGAGGGCAAUCCUCCAGAGAAUCCAGUUCCUUCUCCUUUCUCCCUCAUUGGAGAGAUUCAGGAACGAGACCCCGCCCCAGCUGCGCCACCAGCUCCCACGCCCACCGCCUCUUCAACUGGCUUUCCCGCCCACCGACGUCGCAACAAGCCUUCCUCCUUCAAGCAACGACGAUCAGAGCAAGCAGCUCAGGCAGCUGAGCCAGUCCAGUCAAAUGAGACUUCAACACCAACUACCCAAGAUGAAAAGUCUUCGAUCGCGGCCGAGAACAGCAGGCACUUGGCAUCCAUGUCGGAUGCGCAGAUUCAGCGCGAACGAGAAGAACUGAUGGCUUCAAUAGACCCGAGUCUAUUAGAACGCUUUCUCCGACGGGCCAAAAUCGACGAGGAUGAUCAGAUGGGCCAGGAAUUAGAAAAGCCAGUGGCAGAGCCAAUGCCAACUGAAUCGGCGCCAUCAAAGUCGAAGAAAGCCGUUUCGUUCGAUAUCCCGGCUCCUGCCGUGGAGCCAACGCCCAAGGAUCCAGAACCGACUCCCAAACCGCAGAAGACAUCUCCAAAGCGCCCAACCAACGAUGAUCUCCCUCCCUCCAAAAUUCCAGAAGAUCUUCACCCGGCAUCUGAACGCCCAUCCCUAGACCCGGCUAUGAUCGAAACCUUCCACUUCCCACAACCAAAGCAACCGAUGCCAACACUCGACCCCAACGACCCCAAAUUUCUCGCAGACAUGCAAUCCCACUACUUUCCCGAAAUGGCUCACGACCCCUCUGGGCUCUCGUGGCUCAAACCGCCUUCCGCCGACGAGGAGGACCCGGACUCUACAUCUCCUUAUCAUCCUGCCAGCAGCGCCGUCUCUAUCUCUCCCUCUGCCAUUCGAUUCUCACUGCGUGGAACCCUUAUCUCCCCCAAUACCUCUCUUUCUCUCCCGACUACCCUUGGUCUCCAUCAUCACGGCGAAGAUCCACAUGCAGCGGGGUAUACUAUCCCAGAACUGGCGAUCCUAUCGCGCUCGACGUUCCCUGCUCAACGUUGUGUUGCAUGGCAAGUUAUAGGCCGAAUCCUGUUCCGUCUUGGUCGUGCGGAAUUCGGGGAUCGCGGUGGAGUGCUAUCAGAGGGAUUGUGGCAUGUGAUUGAGAAGGAGGGUGUUGUGGCAGGCAUGCUAGCUGAAGCGGAGGGUGCAUCUGGCCAAUUCCCGGGGAUGAAAUCCCGAGCUGGUAAGGAUGAACAGGAUAAGAAAGAUGAUCAGAGUGAGACAAAUAUGCCCGUUGCAUCGGGCAUUGGCCGCCAUGCCAGUGCUGCCGCGUGGGCCGUCGAGGGCGUGUGGCUGUGGCAGAAGGGCGGUGGUGGUGACCGUGGGUUACUGAAGGAGGGUCAGAUUCGGUCUCAGUAG
This is a messenger RNA of Penicillium pulvis, 1425 nucleotides long. RefSeq names its product RPAP1 family protein. The coding region runs from base 1 to 1425 and encodes 474 amino acids. Gene Ontology annotation, biological process: transcription by RNA polymerase II. Lineage: Eukaryota; Fungi; Ascomycota; Eurotiomycetes; Eurotiales; Aspergillaceae. The record is from RefSeq and is a predicted model, not a curated record. The transcript has a single exon. Gene Ontology annotation, cellular component: nucleus.